AUGUCCGACCAACACAGUUAUCCUCAUCACUCCACACGCGCUGGCUGCAUCAAACACAGUAUGUGUCAGCAAGGCGUGCCAAUGACAUUGGCAGGAGUCAGACGUCCCAGGACCAAUCGUAGGAAGGGAAUACCAUGGCGUCGGUUCUUUCGCUUACUAGCAACCUAUCUCAACCUUAUGGUGAUAGUGGGCAUAUGGAUAUCGGCUCGAUAUCCAACGGGAAGUUUGGCGGUAUCUUCGAGCGAGUGGGCUCCCAAUUUUCUACACGAUGCAUGGGGCAGUGCGUGUUUUGCGUGUCGAGGAAAUAUGAAAACCUACCUCAAAAUCGCUGCACCGGAGUCAUUUUGCCUCGAGGCCUUGCAUGGAAUUUUGAUGGUAGUCUUUGUUGUCCUAGGAUGA
Molecule: messenger RNA, 399 nt
Organism: Melampsora larici-populina 98AG31
Lineage: Eukaryota; Fungi; Basidiomycota; Pucciniomycetes; Pucciniales; Melampsoraceae
Exons: 2
Coding region: 1-399 (132 amino acids)
Source: RefSeq, a predicted model, not a curated record